Momordica charantia (bitter melon) is the source of this 1159-nucleotide messenger RNA. Its product is annotated as dirigent protein 10. The record is from RefSeq and is a predicted model, not a curated record. Lineage: Eukaryota; Viridiplantae; Streptophyta; Magnoliopsida; Cucurbitales; Cucurbitaceae.
UUAAGCUUGAUCUCUAAUAUAUAUAUAAACUCACACAGAUUACCCUCAAACCCAUCAUCAAGAUUAUCAAAAACAGAAGUUCUAUUAGCUCCUUCCUUCAGCUUCCUCUCAUGGAAUCUCACAAACUUCUCUCUUUCUCAACCAAAGCCAUAGCCUGCCUUCUCCUCUGUUUGAUGUGUUUAUCUGCUAACUCAGCCAGGCUUCUCGACGAGCAGCCACAGGGGCCGGUGGGUACGCCGACAUCAUCCAAUCUCGUUGGUCCGACAGUAUCCAAUGUCGUUGGUACGCCUAUUAGCAAUUCAGGGCAAGGAACUACUACUUCACCUUCAACUACUCUACCUAGUUUUGGUGGUGGGAUUGAAGCUGAUCACCAUACCUUAACCUUCUUUAUGCAUGACAUCCUUGGUGGUUCAAACCCCUCGGCUCGGGCUGUUACCGGGGCGGUUAACAAUCCGGCCCUCAACGGUCAGCUUCCGUUUGCCAAGCCUAAUGGAGCAGUUCUAUCAGUGGGCAAUGGUGUCCCCCAAAGCAAUGGAAACAGUGGUCUAAUUAACAACAACAACCUCCCUUUUCUGGUUGGCCUUGGUGGAGCUACAUCCCCAUUGUUGCAGAACAACAAUGGGAACAACUUCAAUGGUGUGGCUGGAUUUCCAUCCGUUAAUGCCGGGCAGCUUCCGUCCGGAGUGUCGAUACAACAGCUCAUGUUCGGUACCAUGACAGUGAUUGACGACGAGCUGACCGAAGGACACGAACUGGGCUCUGGUUUGAUUGGAAAAGCACAAGGAUUCUAUGUGGUGAGCUCGGAGGAUGGAAACAGUCAAACAAUGGCAUUCACUACCAUGUUUGAGAGUGGCCAUUACGUCGACAGCCUGAGCUUCUUCGGAGUCCACCGGACGGCGGUGUCGGAGUCUCACUUGGCCAUCAUGGGAGGCACUGGAAAAUACGUAAAUGCAAAAGGUUAUGCCAAUGUGAAGACUCUUCCAGGCACCAACCAGCAUGAAACUGAUGGGGUAGAGACUUUGCUGCAAUUCACUCUUUACAUCACUUACUAAAACCACUCUUGUUUUAUCAUCUAUCCUUUGUUUGAGAUCUCAAAUCUCACUUUGUUUAUGAAUUUCUCAAUUACAUAUGAAAGCUAAUAUAUUACAAAGUUAUCAAU